Linepithema humile (Argentine ant) is the source of this 4676-nucleotide messenger RNA. It is a transcript of the gene disco-r, whose product is annotated as disco-related. The record is from RefSeq and is a predicted model, not a curated record. Gene Ontology annotation, cellular component: nucleus. Lineage: Eukaryota; Metazoa; Arthropoda; Insecta; Hymenoptera; Formicidae. Gene Ontology annotation, biological process: regulation of DNA-templated transcription.
UGGUGGCAGCAGUGACAGUGGUAGUAGUGGCGGCGGCAACUCUGGUGGGGAUCGUAACGGCGGCGGUGGUAGUGGAGGUGGUUGUGCCGGUGGUGGUGGCGAAGUCGCGGAGAAGGAGGAGAGGCCACCGGCUUCAGAGACUGUCGAGCCGACGGCCGCGUUUGACGUCGCAUCCCUCGUACUCUACGGCUCGCGCGCACUGCCGAUACGCCUUAAGAUCUUGCUCGAUCAGUUGUUCAACCAGUUGCCCGCCGCGCAAGUGACACGUAUCCUAGCUGCCUUCGGCUGGACCCACGAGGAUUACACGCGAGGAUACAUACUGCAGGACUCGCAGAACGGCCCGGUGCUGGACCGAUGGAGUAUCUGCUCGGCUGAGGAGGAGCCGCUGGUUCUACAGCAGUUCCUCAGAUUCGCCGAGACGCGUCCGUUUGUGCAGCAGUUGCUGCUGGCCGCCGGAACGCCAGGUGCGGAUGCUAUGUCACCCAGCAGACGACCUUCGCCACCGACGAUGCCACUAGCACACUUGCCGCCCCCGUUGCACAUGCUCCACUGCGGCCUGCCACCGCCGGGCUCGCGGUUGCCGCACCCGUUGCCACCGCCGCCUCCACCGCUGCCGCCGUCGUCGGUCUCGCAUCCCUCGAUGUCGCCGACGGCGCAGAAACACCACUAUUCCUCGGCCGGCAAUCCCAUCGUCACCAGCAGGGCGAACUCGCCGCCGCGUUCCUUGGACUCGCAUCUGACGGUGUCGCCGUUGAAUCGGUUGCAGAGCAUGCAGCCGUUCGACUUUCGGAAACUAGGCACUCUCGGCCUGCCGGCGUUCCCGCCGUUGCCGCCGCCGCCGUCCGCGGAGCAGCUUUUGCAAAAUCGCAAAUCUAUGAGGAAUCCGCAGAGCCCGCACAGUCCACCCCAUCACUCCACGGCGUCGCAGUUGCAGAGGCCGCACAUGCCGGUCGCGCCGGUCUCCUCGUCGGCGCUGACUUUCGGCCACCCGCUCUCGGUUGCAGUUUCUUCCGGAGCGCUACCACCGAGUUUCCCCACGCAUUUCCCGCCGCCACCGAUGGGCAAAUCGCCCGGCGGUAUCGGCGGACUGACGAUACCCGCUGACGUUCACAGCGGCGGUGAGAAGAGCAGCGAAUUCGGCUCGGAAGAGGACGAGGACGACGAUGAGAAUUCCGACAGCGCGUUGAACCUCAGCAGACGGGACUCGGCUUUGUCGAAGCAUGCGAUUUCCGCCGAACACCGUCACCCAUCGUUAUCGCUGCAGACCGCGCCGCUGGGCAGGCCGCCAGGUAUACCCGGUCGGAAACCGCACUCACCGGGCAAGCGGCCGGGCAGCCAAUGGGGCGGCGCCGCAAACAUGCCGCCUAAUCUCGGCACGCCCUUCAUUAAUCCUACCACCGGCAAGAAACGCGUGCAGUGCAACGUCUGUCUGAAAACCUUUUGCGACAAGGGCGCUCUGAAAAUCCACUUCAGCGCCGUGCAUCUGCGCGAGAUGCACCAGUGCACUGUGAAGGGCUGCAGCAUGAUGUUUAGCUCGCGCAGGUCGCGCAACCGGCACAGCGCCAAUCCGAAUCCGAAGCUGCACUCGCCGCAUCUACGCCGCAAGAUCUCGCCGCACGACGGCCGCUCGUCCAUGGCGCACGCUUUGGUGCUGCCGCCGCAAGUCGGACUGCCGGUACCAGCCACUGGACUGAAUCACCUGCCUUUCGGCUCCUUCCCGUUGCUCACUCCGCCGCCGGAUCUCCGCUCGCCGGCCUCGUUGUGCGCGUUGGACUUCAAGCAUCUCGAUCUGUCGUCGCAGGGUCAAGGCAGACCGUACGACGAGGCGUUGCAACAGAGAAUGUCGGUGAGCGCGAAUCUGUCAACGACCACCGCCUCGACGACAAUGCCGAUGGCGAUGUCGACCGCGGCGGUCAACACGAUUACGACGACGGCGCGAAACUCGUAUCCCGGCAGCGCGCCCAUCAGCGCGGUUUCGCCGUCUACCCAAGCGUCGUCCAUGAUACCGGAAGGCGAAGAGGACGACGACGACGACGGCGGUAUCGUCGUGGUCGCCGAAGACGAGACCAGCAAUCUGCCAUCGAGAUUGCAACCGCUGCGCGCCGACGACGACGAGCAGCCGGCCGAUUUCAGUCUGGCGAAGCGGCCGAAGCUCUACUUCGGCGACACGGCCGACGAGGAUCUCGCUAGCAAUCCCGACAGCAACGAGGACAACGAUUCGAUAAGCACGAUCGAUCAGCAACCUUUCUCCGUCAGCCAGCACUCGCUCAACUCGAGUUCCUUCCACAGCCGCGGCGUGCGCAAAAGAAAGUCGCAGCAUCCUACGCGAUGCGCCGUGCCGGCGGAAGUUCACUCUUCAUCCACCGACGGCGAUUCCUCCAAUGACGAAGAGCAGCAGCGGAUUCAACGGCGAUGCCUGUCGGACGGCGGCGUGGUCACGUCGACGCCGAUGACGGAGUUUCAAAACCAACCGGAGGACAUGUCGAUGUCCAGGCUGGAGGCGGAAGAGCGAAAGAUCUUACCCGGCUCGCCGAGAAAUCUCCGAGGUGGUUUCCACGAUCGCGAAUCGAACUCGCGCUCACCGGACGCCGGCAACAGAGAGCGCGAGACUGCUGGCAAUCGACGUGACAACCCCUCCUCCCAGGACAACGCGGAGGAUCUACCUCAGGACGAGCCGCGGGACUUGAGUUCGAGGGCGAGCAGCGUCAAAUCGCCGAAACGACAGAUCACUCCGGAACCAAAGACCGAUGGCGCGCCGUCGUCGAGCACGGCGCCGAGCGGGGCGGCGGCGACGGCGGCAGCGACGGCGACGACGACGACGACGGCGACGACGACGACGACGACGACAACGGCGAAGAAUCCCGACGCGACGUCCGCGGAGCGGAAGGAUCGACGGCCGAGCGCGGAGAGCGACGAGACGACGGCGAGGGUGAAAGACGAGACGGUCACGAAACGCGAACUUGCCGAGACGGCGCGGGAGGAAGGGAAGACAACGAACGACGGAGCGGAGAACCGCGAGGACGAGGAGGACGACGAUGAUGAGCCCAUGGAGGAGGUCGAGGAGGAUGAUGAUGAUGAGGAAGACGCGGACGACGCGCUGCGCAAUCAAGAAGGUGAGCGUCCCGAUGAUCCCCCCCGUGCCCCGAGCUCGGUCGACAGCCGUCCGACGACAGCCGACGACCUCUCCCACGACUCCUCGACCAACACUUUGCGUCAACUCGAGUCCUUGUCGCAGGGUCGAUGCGCGAUGCCGUACGCCGAGACGCAGCGGGUGGCUUCGAGGUCUGGCCGCGGCUCUACCAGCCCUAUCAGCCUCACGACCCACCAGGAGACCACCAUGGACAACUCCUCACGUGGCUCUCGUUCAUCCAGCGCCUCACCCUCCACAGCGGCCAUGGAUAUGGACAAUAGCCUGAUCACGUACGCGCGCUACGAGAACGGCGGCUUCGUCAGCACCCAGGAGGUGCCGCUCGACCGUGAGAAUCCGCGCCGCUGCACCGCCUGCGGCAAGGUCUUUCAAAACCACUUUGGCGUCAAGACUCACUACCAGAACGUCCAUCUCAAGCUGAUGCAUCGCUGCAGCGUGGACGGCUGCAACGCGGCUUUCCCCUCGAAGCGGUCGCGCGACCGCCACUCGGCGAAUCUCAAUCUGCACCGGAAGCUGCUGUCGACGUCGUCGAGCCCGCCACUCUCGUCCAGCCUGCCGCCGAGCCUGUCGCCGCGCGUCGACGAUCCGCAGAUGAAUCCGCUGCUGCACAACGAGUUCCUGGCGCGGCUCUACGCGGACGCCGGCAUAGGCGCGCUAGGCGCGUAUCCUUUGGCGCCCGGACUGCCGUCCGCGGUCGACCUGGCCGCCAGGAUACCGCCGCCGCAUCCGCUGUUACUGCCGCCGCAUCUCGGUGCCACCUUCCCGGGUCUCUCCUCGUUCGCGUCCCAUCUGGCCGGUCUCAACGGCCUCACUCAUCAACACUUGAAUCAUCUGACGAGACUGACGCAGGAGCAAGGUAACAGACACGCGUCUGCCUCGGGCUCGCCAAUGUCCUCGCCGGGCUCGGACGAUCGCAAAGAGGAGGCCAGAUGCACCGUGCCCGGCUGCGAGCGCGUCUUCGGAUCCAGAGCUGUGCGGGACGCGCACUCCAGAGACCCGCAGGCCCACCGCGACCUGCCGAUUUUGUCCACCAGCGGCGGUGGCUCGUGACCGAUCUCGUUCUGCGGUCGCGGACAUGACUAUUAUCCUCUACUGUGAUGCCAAAAUCCUAACGGCGAUUCGACUCGACCAAUCGAUCGCCGAUGAUCUCGCUUCUACCUGGGGGUCGGCAGACGGGGUGCGGUUCCUCCACAGAGUCCGCUCCGUAAUCCUAUUCGUACGUUCGACGGACGUGCGGAAAAACGUGCAAUAUCGAGCAGGAGUGCGCGCGGAAUGAUCGACCAUCACGUGACUGACUCCGUACGAGAAGUGGUUGCCCGAGAUCGCCGAACGCCUGCCCACGGAGUCGCAAACCAGUUUCAAUGCGGUAAUAUUUGCCUGCCAGUUCUUUCCAUUUCUCCGAUUUUAUUCGUCAGGAUGCAACACGCGAUUUGUUGGGCUAAUCUAGUCAAUUGGGAAAUCUUGAUUCGCGCGUUGUCGGAAGCGAAGGGUCGAAAUCGCGCGCUAAAUCGUUGCCAGAAAUUAAAAA